Raphanus sativus (radish) is the source of this 420-nucleotide messenger RNA. RefSeq lists its product as uncharacterized. NCBI's taxonomy places the organism in Eukaryota, Viridiplantae, Streptophyta, Magnoliopsida, Brassicales, Brassicaceae. Bases 1 to 420 code for a protein of 139 amino acids. The record is from RefSeq and is a predicted model, not a curated record. The transcript has 2 exons.
AUGGACUUUUUAUUCUGGAGGAAGAGUGCUACUGUAGAGCCUGAAUUAGACAGGGAUCCUUAUCCCUGGAUAAUCUGGUAUAUUUGGAAAGCAAGGAAUGACAAGCUGUUUAGAGGAAUCGAUAGAGACCCAUUGGAAUUGGUACGAUAUGCGGAGAGUGAGUGCCAAGCCUGGUUUAAUGCAAAUGAAAGGGUGUCAGCAAAUCUCCAAGAGAAUGGAAGGAAUGAAUCUAAUGAUGGAUCUCAAGUCAUAAGCUUGACAAACAUAUGCAUGGUGGAUGGAUCCUGGACGGCUACAGCGCAGUUCAGUGGAAGUGGCUGGGCGAGAAUCCGCUCUGCAUUCGGAACUGGAAGCACUGCGAUGGGCGAUGGAGAACAUGCUUCAACAUUCUACAUGCCAGACUUUUGGAACGGAUUGUAA